Molecule: messenger RNA, 1050 nt
Organism: Diachasmimorpha longicaudata
Lineage: Eukaryota; Metazoa; Arthropoda; Insecta; Hymenoptera; Braconidae
Gene: Cpr97Ea
Product: fibrous sheath CABYR-binding protein-like
Exons: 2
Coding region: 107-1009 (300 amino acids)
Cellular component (GO): chitin-based extracellular matrix
Molecular function (GO): structural constituent of chitin-based larval cuticle
Source: RefSeq, a predicted model, not a curated record
GGUCCAGGUAAGGUAUAUGAGGGCCUCAGUUCGUGGCUCGGCUGGUACUCUAGCCUCGCUGUCCACUAACACAAUCACAGGAAAUUAAUAUUAAAAUAUUAUCAAGAUGGGCGCCCUUGGGACGAUGAUACUGGCGAUGACGAUAACCUUAACCCUCUCCCAGCAGUACCGCCAAGGCUACGAGGACUACGAGCAGGAGUACGACAGUAAUCCCCGUCAGGGUCAGCCGACGCCGCGCAGUUACCAGAGCGGUUCGCCCGCCGCGCAGCGCCCCCAGGAGCCGGCGUCCCCUAAGCCAACGCCAGUAGCCAUUUUGAAGCAGAUAAAUCGUCACAACGAGGACGGCUCCUACACGUACGGCUUCGAGGGCGCCGACGGUUCCUUCAAGAUCGAGACGAAGCUGGCGAAUGGCGAGGUCAAAGGCAAAUACGGCUUCGUCGACGACGGCGGCAAGGUCAGAGUCGUCCAAUACGGUGCUGAUCAGUACGGCUUUCAGCCGGAGGGGGAGGGCAUAACGGUCGCCCCGCCCACCCUCGUCGACGAGACCACAAACAAAGAGGCCCUCCAGGGUCAGAGUCUGGAUUAUCAGGAGUACCAGCGCCCGACGCCACCGAGGAUUCCCCAACAGGCGCCCCAGAGGCCCCAGUACCAGGCGCCUGCGCGUCCCCCCCCACCCCAGUACCGCGAACCUGCCCAGCCCGCCCCCACCCAAUACCACACUGAGGCCCUUUACGGAGCGGGCCCCAAGGGCCCCGUCUUCUCACCCGCCGGACAACAGUCUCCACUUCUCAGGGCUCAGGACAACUACGAACAGCCACCGGCGUCGCAGGCAUACAAUCAGGGCCCAGUUCAAUUCGGACCCGCUCCUGUCAGGGAGGCCCCUCAGCCACGUAGUGCCCAACCCAGUGCUGCCCCUGGCGGUGGAAUACUCGAUCAACUCGCCAGAGACUACGCUCUACCGCAGAAUGCAGCACAACCACUUCACGACAUCAGUUUUGGAUAUUAUUGAUAAGGAAUUUUUGUAAUUGUGUAAUAAAUAAUUGUCAGUCA